Macrosteles quadrilineatus (aster leafhopper) is the source of this 1227-nucleotide messenger RNA. RefSeq lists its product as uncharacterized. Gene Ontology annotation, biological process: dephosphorylation. The record is from RefSeq and is a predicted model, not a curated record. Gene Ontology annotation, molecular function: phosphatase activity. The transcript has 6 exons. Lineage: Eukaryota; Metazoa; Arthropoda; Insecta; Hemiptera; Cicadellidae. Bases 58 to 1182 code for a protein of 374 amino acids.
AGACAUGGAUUUAGAAGCCCAAUCCGUGAAGGUUUAAACUCAAUCUUCUCCAAAUUGAUGACAUUUAUUCUGGAACGACGCAUUCCGCUGGGAACCAAUUAUGGAACACUCACCGGUAUGGGUGAAAAGCUAAUGUUUCACAUUGGAAAGUCACUUGGUACUCGCUACAAGAAGCUAAGUUCCUUGAGCACUGUCGAGACACAGUUUUCAUCUACCAAGGAGUCUGUAACCAUGCAAAGCACAAAGUGUCUGGCAUCAGGAUUCUAUGCUGAUGAAAAUCCUACAAACUCAAAGGAGAAAGGCUCACCAUGCAAUAGACACCAAUAUAUCGCACAGGCUGACUACGACAAGUUCUAUAUAGCGAAAGAAAGUCUUUUAGGAAGGUUCAAAUGUCCAGUGUAUACAAAACUGAAAAAAGAUGCAAGGCAUAAAGAACUCAAAGAGCUGCCUUCAACAGAAAAAUAUGACGAGCCACUGAAAUCUCGGAUUAAUAAGCUUUACAAAAGAGAAAUACUCAGCUCUAAGAAAUCCAGCUACUCUGUCUAUGACACGUUUCUUGCAUGGGUUCUUUACAAUCACAAUGAUGUUAUUCAAGAGUGCAUUUCCAAUGUGCUGCCAGUUAUGCAAAAAGCGUUUCAACUCCGCUUAUGGAACGACAUUCACGGAAAACUCAACAUGGCACAGUAUUUUACCGGGCCAAUUCUUACACAGAUUUUUGAUGAGAUAUAUUAUGCGCGGGAAAAAAGAUGGUUGAACUCAAAACUGUCCAAACUUCAUUUCCACGGAUCUCAUGAUAACACGGUCAGUCCUCUAUUUUGGGUCAUCAGCAAAGAAGAGACAAAAUUAGCACUACCAGGAGACACACUUAUCAUAGAGGUGUCAAAUGAUGACUUUAUCAAGGUUUACUAUUACAGUCUUUUUGGAGCAGAAAACACUGAUAGAUUCAAGCAAAUAUCCUUAAAACCUUUGCUUGGUAAAGAGGAUUGCAAAGUGGCCGAGUUCAGAACAGCAUUAAUGGAAUUUUUUCUUAGUGAGCUGGAUUGGGAGAAAAAGUGUAGGGAUAAAGAAAUGCUGAGCGGUACCUCCAGAACCUGGCCCCAAGCUGUGAAAAAGGAAGAUUUAAAUAUAGCGAACACAGAACUGGAUUGUUUGCAACACAAAGUAAAUGUAGUAGAAUGGUGACUUCAACAACUUUAAUCGUCAAAAUGGAUACCGGGUGUUUUAGAU